GUUAACUGUGCAGCAUGGCUAGAUCUAUGUUUCUGUGUUGAUAUUCAGAGAUUUGUACUGUUUUGAAAUGGCGCCUGUAAAUCCACAUUUUAAGGGCAAACCUCAGUUCAAAGGAAGAAAUCCGAAGAGGAAAAAUACAGAUAGUCAUCAUUCAGCUGUUAACAAAAAGAAGAAAACCUGGAAUCCGGGGAACAAAGUUUUCCAGGGCAGUUUACAGGAAGGUAAGGGCUUUGCCUUCCAGAGGAAGCAAAAAGUACAACAAGAAUACAAGAAACUUCUGAGGAAGGAGAAAUGGAGAAUGAAGGAUUCCAAGCCGAAUCUAGAAGACGAAUACCCCGAGCAUCUGAAGCACCUGUACAUGGCGGAACAGCAGAAACUGAACGAAGAAGAGCUACUGAACAAGGAUCGCAGGAGGAAAGGAAGAAUUGGUAAUAUAGGAGAAGAAGAAGAUGAUGAUUCUGCUUUUUCUAGCUCUGUCGCAAGGACAUCUGAGACAGGAAGUGCUGAGAAAUCUGCUGUCUCACUUAACAAAGGACCACAGACCUCACAGUUUGAGAGCAAUUCUGUUCAGGACCAAUUCACGAAAAAGAAAUGGAAGAAAAUGUCUUCCAACCAGAAGAUGAUUGAGGAGUAUAAAAAGAAAAAAGAGGAGCGAGAACGAAAAAGAGAGGAAUACUUGAAAGACAAAGCACAGAGAGAAGAGGCUCUGAAGAAGUACAAGGAAAAGAAAAUGGCUACAUAUCAGUUGCUGAAGAAGAAAACUAAAAAGGGUCAACCGAACCUGAAUCUGCAGAUGGAGCUGCUGCUUCAGAAAAUCCAGGCUCAGCGAAAAUAACCAAAAUGCCUGCAACAUGCUGUUUGAAGGCCUAAAGUGUCAUUUAUAAAUCUUGCAGAUAGUGAAAGAGAACUGGAAAUGUAUGCACAUUACACAGAGACUAAAACAGAGUAAUAUGUACUUUUACAUCACUGUGUGUGUGAUGGUUAUGAGUAAUGUGCAUAUGCGAAGAUAUUGCUGUCCUGUGUGCUUAUAAACCGGUUAUAAUGCAGCAGGGUUAAAAUGUGUAUUUGUAUGAUUCUUAGUGUAUUAUAAUUUUAUGAUCUCAGAUUUAAUGAGACCAAACUCUAAUGUAAACGGAGACCAUUUGUGGCCUGUUUAUCUUAUUGGAAAUAAAGCUAGAUCUCGUA
Messenger RNA from Tachysurus vachellii, 1185 nucleotides. It is a transcript of the gene ccdc59, whose product is annotated as coiled-coil domain containing 59. The coding region runs from base 68 to 835 and encodes 255 amino acids. The record is from RefSeq and is a predicted model, not a curated record. Gene Ontology annotation, cellular component: nucleus. The transcript has 4 exons. Lineage: Eukaryota; Metazoa; Chordata; Actinopteri; Siluriformes; Bagridae.